AUGAGAUAUGAAGCAUUAUGGAACACUAUUAAAGGAGCUGGUUCUUUUCCUGAUUUUGAGGCUUCCAUUAGAGAUACAUAUUUAUGUGCAUUGUUUAAUUCAAGCUGUACUCUGCAGAGUGAUAUACACUUUUAUGCAAAUUGGCUAUCAUCCUAUAUCAACAAGGUGCUGGAAUAUGCUACCUUAGUUGUAUGCAAUGGUUUAGAUGUUAGAAGAAUGGCCGCGAGUGCAAUAUUGCAAAGGAAAAAGUUUCUUUUUGACUCCCUUCAUCAGCCCAAGUGGUUGGUUCGAUGGUUUUCGAGUCUUGAACAUGGAAGUUCAUCUGGGGUUCCUUAUUCACGGAAUUGGAGCUGGGCUGUGAGCUAUUCAUCUUCAAGCACCAAUCAUGUAAAUGAAGAGGAUUCACAUUCUCUAAGCAAUGAUGAAGCACUAACUACUUUGACAAAAGAAUUUCUUAGGUGUAAUUCUUCUUGUAUUCCAACUUUGGGCUACGGAAUUGGAAGAUCAGGGGUUCUGUCCCCAUUGGGAGCCAGGUGGACAAUAGAAUAUGCACGCUAUUUUUCCACUGCUGCAGCAGGUCAGUCCGAAUUAGGUAGUAGUGAGAUAAAAAAUGAAGAACAAGCUAUGAAGCAGAAGAAGGAAGCUUCACCAGAAGAAUGUGACCAGGCAGUUGAAGGUUUGAGCACUGUCAAAGCCAAAGCCAAAGCUGCAAAAAUCCCAGAAGGGUGCUAA
This is a messenger RNA of Fraxinus pennsylvanica, 732 nucleotides long. The record is from the annotation of a GenBank genome assembly. NCBI's taxonomy places the organism in Eukaryota, Viridiplantae, Streptophyta, Magnoliopsida, Lamiales, Oleaceae.